Molecule: messenger RNA, 3882 nt
Organism: Yamadazyma tenuis ATCC 10573
Lineage: Eukaryota; Fungi; Ascomycota; Pichiomycetes; Serinales; Debaryomycetaceae
Source: RefSeq, a predicted model, not a curated record
AUGUCGACGACCGAUAAAUUGGCCCGAAAGGUCGAUGACCCCGACCUCUACGACUCCGGUGUUACCAAUGGUGAUGUGGACUGGCUCUUCAGAGGCAAAUCCAAGAAGCUCACCAAGAAAAUGAACUUGAACAAAGACAUCGAAAAGGACACAAAAGACCCGAAAGACUCUAAGGACUCCAAGGCGCCAGCGACGCCUGUACCUCCAGAGCCCUCCAGAGCAACAGAUUCUCCCAAACAACCAGUUGAGUCGUUGCCACCAACCGCACCUUCAUCACAGGACUCUCCCCAAGACCCUUCUCAAGAUCCUGCCAUUUCUCCCACAGACGCUCUGGGUUCCCGACUCAACAAGUUGUUCCGCCCACGUUCAGGCUCGCUCACCAAGGGCGACAAGAAGGAAAAACCCAAGGAAAAACCCAAGGAAAAAAAGUUCAAUUUGAUGAGUUAUUCUGUGCUUGGCGCCGGGAUACCCGUGAGCCCGCUCGCCACCAUGCCUGCCGCCCCACGUGUCCGGUCUCGGUCGCUGUCGGUAGGAUCCAAUUCGUCUGCCGCCUCAAAGGACAAAAAGUCGCUCUUCAGCUCACUCUCGUCCAAAUUCAAAUCGGUACCACCGUCGUCACCCACGCUGGUCGGCCCACAUGAGCAGGUGCCUGCUUCCGACGGGCUGCCCAAACUCAAUACCAACUUUUUCGGAAAAGACGAUAUUUCUCAGUUCCACGCCAAACCCCCAGCCGAGUUGAGCGGUAUUCCCAUUAAACGCAAAAACUCCGUCCAGGAACAGGUGGCCAGCUCUGCCGAUAAGCUCUCAUCGUCUGCCAACUCGUUCAACUCGUUCUUCAAACGACGGACUUCCACCUCAUCUGCUACCUCUCAGUCCAGCACCUGUCCACCGGGCCUGUCGCGCUUGGUGCUCAAUAAGAACCCCCACAAGGAGAAGAGUCCACUUAAAGAACUAGAGGGCGUGAGCUUGAAGCGCGUCAACUUCGCCAUCGACAAACUCCUUUUUGACCCCCAACAACAGAUUCCUCUGAGACGGCCCAAGAAAGGUAAUGUGUUGAUUCCUGAGGACUUGACGGCGCCACCGCCGCGGUUAUUGCAGGGAACCUCGCUCAAUGACUGUUCCAGCACCAAGGCGGGUGAAAACAAGUUCUCCGACAAGGAGUUGACGUUGGCGGUGGAGGCCCAGCGAAGAGCGUUGAUUGAGGCUGAAAAACAUGCCCAGGAGGCCCAUAUUUCUGCCAAACGCAUCGCUUUUGAGGUGAGCCAGUAUAAAAUUAAGCCCCGGCUCAGCCAAAUAACCACCGAGGAAACCGUGGGUGGGGCCUCCGAGUUGGAUGAGGAGCCAGUAUCGUCAGAGGGUCAGGAUUUUGGAGAUGCCAGGAAUAUCGAGAUCGAUAAACCGUUGCAUUUGCACGAAAAGCAUUUCGAGGAAGACACCUACCACCUGGAUGUGUCGAACCUCACGUUGGAGCAGAUUUACACUCGAUGCUGCCACUUGAGAGAAAUCCUACCGAUUCCUGCUACCUUGAAGCAGUUGAAGAACAAGUCCAAGCCGUUGUCGGUGUUGAAGCUCUUGAACCCCAAACCUACCCUCAUUGAUAUCUUGUCAUUCAGUGACUUUAUAGCCAUUGUGCCCAUAACCACCGUCAUCUUUGACAAUGUCACGAUGACCACCGAGAUGCUCAAGCAUCUUCUAGCGUCGUUGGCGUAUAACAAGUCGGUCGAAAAGCUUUCCUUGAGGAACGUGCCCAUCGAUAAGACCGGAUGGAAGUAUCUCUGUAGCUUCUUAUCGAGAAACCACUCGGUGAAGAAACUCGAUAUCAGCCAGCAGAGAAUCAAGAGUGACUUGAAGCCUUCUUUGAUCCGGUCCUCGAUGAACUGGGAUCUUUUCACCAAAUCGUUGGUCACGAGAGGAGGGACGGAGGAGUUGGUGAUCAACGGGUGUAAGUUGACGGACGAAGUGUUCAAGGAGUUGGUUGAGAAGGCUGUGUAUUUAUCGACCUUUAGACUCGGGAUAGCCAGUUGUGAGCUUAAUGGCUUCAAAACCAAUUUGGUGUGUGAAUGGUUGAAGAGCCCAGACUGCAAAUGUGUGGGAGUUGACGUUGCAUUCAAUGAUCUUAGCCAGGGCCAAUUGAAGUACUUUACGGACUGUUUCAACCACAGUAAUGUCAAGUUGAUAUUCUUCUCAUUGUACCAAACCAACUUGUCCAAUAUUGAGGAAACUGCGGAGUUACUAAAGGCUUUGACAAAGAUAAAGACUCUUCGGUUCUUGGACUUGUCUUCCUUACCCGACUUGUUUCCAGGGAUCAUUUCCAAACUAAAUGCAUAUUUGCCCAAGUUUGAAAACUUGAAAAGAAUCCAUUUUGACCUCAAUGACUUGACCAGCCAGUCGAUGAUUGCCAUUAGUGAAAUACUCCCCAAGGUAAAUGGGUUGCUUCACAUCUCUCUCUUGGGAAAUAGAAACUUAAACAACUCGGUGGCUGCAUCCAUAUAUAAUGCUAUCAAGAAGUCCAACUCGAUUUUUGCUCUUGAUCUCGAUUACGACUUGAUCAGUGACCAACUCAACCAGAGAAUGGCGUUCUACCUCAUGAGAAACAUGGAUCAUCUGAUCAAUGUGGAUCCUUCCACUGGCCAAAGAACAUCCAAGGACUACCAAAGACCCAAGGACCAAGAGGAAGAAGAGUUGAUGUUUGACGGAUCCUUAUUGAUGGAAACGGCUGAAAGGUUGUUAAGUGAAAAUGAAAACAGUUCCAACAAGGUGGAGGACAUACGAUUGAACAACAUCAUUUCCAACGCUUUAAUCGAGAGAACCAGAGAAUUAAGACAAGGUAUCCACAAGACUAUCGAUACUCUUUUCGACAAACGAAACACCGGAACUUUGUCUCUCGAAGGCAAAGAAAGCUUGUUGAGGUUUUGUUUAUUGGACGCCUCAUUGGAGAAACUAGUUCAUUUAUUUGAGGAACAAGCCAGUAAGUCUGGAGCCGAAGGAAUGAGCCCAUCGCCGUCGGUUGACGAAGAUCUCGCCAGCCCCACCACCAAAUUGUCCAAAUCCACCUCUUUAUUGAGCAAGAAGGACGGUCUUCCCACCAUUGAUUUGGGUGACAAGGAAUUGAUGCAUCAGAGUUCCACCGAGUUGAUCACCAGUGGACCUAUUUUGUCCCCUCGUAACACCGAGACCUUGAACAAAUUGGGAUACUUCCAAUCCAACAACGAGUCCUUAACGUUCCAGCCCCAUCAAGUGGUGGUGGAAUCCGAUUCUGAAGGCCAGACGUUCCCUAUCGACUACCUAACCGGAAGACCAGUUUUGAUGAGGUCCAUCUCCCAGACAUCCACUCACGCAAAGGAGCAGGAACUUGAAGAAGGUGAAUUCCACCGAUGGGGUUUUUUCAUGCAACAAAGGAACAACAGCAGCACCGACUUACAGAAUCAAACAAAAGAGGAGCCCAAGAAGCCCCAGAGAGAUCACAAGUCGUUGCCGACCUUGAAUGUCUUACCUUCAGGAGGAGAAUUACGAGAUGCGAUCAUUCGAGCCAAGGGGAUUGAGUCUAUCACCGAGUUGAUCGAUAAGAUCAAUGACGAUCGGGUAAGUUUGGAGAAGAUUUACUCGGUGGCAGACAAGAGCCAGCAGGUGGAGAUUGAAAGGCAGCUUGAAAGCCUUCGUCUUGAAGAAGAGAAACAUAAGAGCCAAGCAGAUGUUGAAGAUGACGCCGAAUCGAUUGACUCGAUGGGAAGCGGACAUGAGGUCAAUGCUGUUGUGGAUGAGGUUUAUGACAAGUUGUUGAAUGAUGCCGAAAGAGUCAGAUCCAAUAAGUAGGAUACAUAGGAUAAGUAUAGGCACACAAAUAUCUACAGUUGUUAGAUAAUCUUCAUACAUUGUACAAAA